AUGGCGCUUCCACCAGAGCAGAUCAAUAUCAAGCGCAGACGCGAGGAAGAGCCCGUGGAAACCCUCUAUAUCCAAUCGGCACUCCACCAAACCAAAAGACGAUUCACAGACUUUGUCUUCCACAGAGUAACACUGAAAGCCAGCGAAAGCUCAGAUGCAUCUUCAAGUCCGCCAUCAACAGCGCACCCAGCAGCGCACCGUCUCCUACGCAGCCCGCGCUCAGUAAGCAGUCUACAUGUAAACCGCCGCCCACCGGCAUCGUCAAACGGAAUCGGCAUUGGCAAUGGCGUGCCCACAGUCCGAGCAACCUCACCAGGCGCCGAAAUCCGCGAGGCGCAGCGCCUCGCAGCUGCGCGCAAAGAGCUUGAGGAAAAACGCCGCCACCUCAUUUACUCGGGCCAAGCUCCGCCUUCGCCAGGACAGCCCAGCCCUGCAGCUGCAGAUGCAGUAACCGCUAGAUCUGGAUCCGGGUCUCGAUCCAGACCCAGUACCUCGGACUCGGCAUCGGCAUCGGCAUCGGCAAAAGGUGAAUCCAAACAAGCAUCCCGAAACGCAUCACCUAGCCGCACCCAGUCCCUCCGCCGCUUCCAGAUUUCGCGAUCAAAUCUUGGUUCUUUGCGCAGCCCUGGCGGAGUCCAGAAACGCCGUAUUGAUGGACCCGCGCCAGGAGUUGCUGUGCUAGUCGAGCAGUUGCAUCGGCGCACGCAUUCACGCAAGACCUCCAUGGUCUCUGAUAUGGUUGCGCAGGCGCAGCUUGGGGAUCGCGGGAUCUCGCUUCCGCCGAAGGAGAUCGUGGAGGGUUCGGCUCCGGCGUCGCCUGUCAAGCCGCGGAAGCGACCUGUUGUUAAUCAGGCUGAGCGGCGGUGGAGAGAGCAGCGGAAGGGGUCGAUUUCUGCGGCAAAGGAUCGCCUGAGUGAGACUGUUGAGAAAUCUGCGCAGAUGACACCCCAGAGUAACUGGGAGGAGGAGUCUGAGCGGCUUGCUAGGGACUUUGAGCAGGUUGCUCUCGAGCUUCAAGGUGAUGACGAUGAGCAAGAGCAUGAUAUGAAUCUUGAUGCGCGACUUGCUGAAAAUGCAAAUGUGAAUGUGUCGGCUCCUUCGAUUGUUCGGCCUGUGAGCUCUGCGCCUAAGUCGCCAUUGAAAUAUCAGCCGAGGCUGCCAAAGGAACCUAGGAUCGCUCCUGUUCAGCCUCAGUCUCAGGCAGAGUCUCCACUGAAGAAUGAGGAGGCUGUGGAUGAUGCGCCUGAGCCGGAAGAUGAUGAUGGCGACUAUGUCUACGAUGUUUACAUUCGGCGCCCGCUAUCGGAGAGCGAGAUGCUCCGGAAUCCUCUUUCUGAGUAUGAAUCCGAGCAGCAACAGAAGAAUGCUCCCAAGGCUCAACCUGGUGUUGGUGUUAUUGUUAUCACCGAAGAGGAUGAGCAGUACUGGGAGCAUUUCGUCGAGGAUGAUGAAGAGGAGUGGGAUAGUGAGGAUGCGGAUUCGAAUGCCGAGAACAAUCCUGCUAAUGACUACCCCGACGAGGAGAUAUCCUCUGACGAUGAUGGCUUUGAUUUUGACGACUCUGCCAGUGAGGACGGUUUUAACUCUGGUUACGGAUAUAACUCACGCUAUGGUGGCCAGGGUUCGGACUCUGAUGAUUACUGA
Molecule: messenger RNA, 1644 nt
Organism: Penicillium nucicola
Lineage: Eukaryota; Fungi; Ascomycota; Eurotiomycetes; Eurotiales; Aspergillaceae
Product: Iwr1 domain-containing protein
Exons: 3
Coding region: 1-1644 (547 amino acids)
Biological process (GO): protein import into nucleus
Cellular component (GO): cytoplasm
Source: RefSeq, a predicted model, not a curated record